Sclerotinia trifoliorum is the source of this 2155-nucleotide messenger RNA. The record is from the annotation of a GenBank genome assembly. Lineage: Eukaryota; Fungi; Ascomycota; Leotiomycetes; Helotiales; Sclerotiniaceae.
CCAUCCCCCAUCCCCCAUCCCCAAUCCUCAACCGACAGCUCAAAAUUUCUAUCUUAUCAUUGAUUAAACAUCACACAGCACCAACAAAAAGGGGACUAACCUACCCACAAUGACCGGUAAAUUAAUUUCCCCCUUAAUCAACUCAUCCACAUUGAUCACAGCUAAGUCAUAGUACAUAUACAAGAAUAUCCUCAUUUCCCCUUCACGCGCCCCCAAGGUGCUGAUCCCGCUCCCGAAAAUGCAAAAUUGCGUCGCGGAUGUCCGGUUACUCGAGUUGAACUGUUCGAUGGGAGGAAAGUGUGGUUAUUUACUAAACAUCAGGAUUGUUGCGAGGUGCUUGCUUCGCAGGAUUUUUCUGCUGUGAGUGAGUUUUUUAUGAUUUCCAUAUUUAUAUACAUAUUUAUAUUUAUUAAGUUUGGUGUUGAGUGAUGAGUAUGAAUGGAUGGAUGAAGGGAUGUGAUAGAAGUGUAACAGUGUUAUUAAUAUUUGGAGCAGGAUCGGAGACAAGAUGGAUAUCCUGAGAUUCACGAGGGGGGAAAAGUAGCUGCGUUGGCUUCUGCACCUACUUUUGUGAAUUUAGAUGAUCCGGCGCAUUUUUUGCAACGGUAAGUUACUCUAUCUCUAUGUUAUCUUAUUCUAUUCUAACAUCUAGUUUCACAUAUUAGUAAUCGAGUCCAACCCUUCUUCGAAAAAGAAGCCAUAGAUAAACUUCGUCCUUUUAUCCAAUCCAUCGUCGAUAGAACACUUGAUCAAAUGAUUGCAGAAGGUUGUUCUUCCCCUGUCGAUUUUAUUCAUAAAUUUGCGGCUCCGAUUCCUACAUUGACCGUGUAUCAUUUGUUAGGGAUACCGGAAGAGGAUAUUGGGAAAUUGGCUUGUGAUAGUGAGGUGAGGAAUAGUACGAGUAGGAAUGCGGCUGAAAAUUCGAAUACGUAGGUUUUGUUUUUAUUAUUAGGAGUGUUUAUCGUAUGUGAGACUAAUGUUUUGUGUAGCAAUCUUCAGGGAUAUAUCAAAGAAUUGACAGAGAGGAAGAUGGUUGACCCUGGGGAUGAUCUUAUUAGCGAACUUGUUAAUCAGGUAUACUGUCGCGCUCUUGAACUUCUUUUACCUCAAAAGCUGAUACAACAACCAUUUAGUACAAUCAAGGGAUCGGCAACCUCUCGGAUAUUUCCUCUCUCGCCUAUUUAGUUCUCGUAGCCGGUAAUGCAGCAGUCAUAAAUACUAUUGCGCUUGGCGUCCUUACUCUUCAACAACAUCCCUCUCAACUAUCCGAGCUAAUCGCCAAUCCAGAUCUCGCACCACAGGUAGUCAAUGAAAUUUGUAGGUAUCAUACCGCGAGUGCAUUCAAUUGUAGACGAGUAGCUUUGAAGGAUAUGAAAAUUGGAGGUCAAGUAUGUAAUUCCUCUCGCAGUUAGUCUUGAUAUCCUUUAUUCAGAUGCAAAAUAAGAUAGAGGCUAUUAACCUAACAGCUAAACAGAAGAUUAAGAAAGGCGAAGGUGUGAUAUGCGCAGUUCAAGCAGCGGAUAGGGAUGAAGAUUUCUUCACGGAUCCUGAUCCUGAAACGUUUGAUAUUCAUCGGAAUCAUGAUAUCAAGGAUGUAUUGGGGUUUGGAUGGGGAAUUCAUCGAUGUCAAGCGGAAUGGUUGAGUAAAGCUGAGUUGGAGAUUGUUUUCGGUAAGUUGUGGUAUUUAUUUAUUUCGUGGGGUGGAGGGAGAUGAGGCGAGAUGGAUAGGGUGAAGUAAGAAAGGGUCCUGUCAAUUUAAGAAUAAUGAGGAAAAGAGUUUACUAUAGCUAACCAUAUUAAUGUGUUAGGUACAUUAUAUAAACGUCUACCGAGUCUGAAAAUUGCAGUUCCGCUGGAUGAAUUGAAGUAUACACCGCCGACACAGAAUAUUGGGUUGUUGGGAUUACCGGUGACCUGGUAGAUGAGGAGUGGAAACCAAUGGCGUAGGUAGUUUGCGUAGUUGACGGCAAGGACUGACUCCAGAUUGUUUGCCCGAAAGUCGAUUUUGAUCGAUAGUUGUUGGUUUCAAUGUUUUUCUGUUCUGCUUAUUGGUGCUUGAUUCUGUAAGAGAUGAUUCACUCGAUAACAAUUGGCUUAUAAUGAAGGGAAAGAAGUAAAAUAUGGUAUCAUCUCCUUAUUACCGUGCUUAUUUCGU